Messenger RNA from Physcomitrium patens, 2507 nucleotides. Its product is annotated as 3-phosphoshikimate 1-carboxyvinyltransferase 2. Gene Ontology annotation, biological process: chorismate biosynthetic process; aromatic amino acid biosynthetic process. Gene Ontology annotation, molecular function: 3-phosphoshikimate 1-carboxyvinyltransferase activity. NCBI's taxonomy places the organism in Eukaryota, Viridiplantae, Streptophyta, Bryopsida, Funariales, Funariaceae. The record is from RefSeq and is a predicted model, not a curated record.
GUUUCAAAAAGCGAGUCACCGGGUCAGCUCACACAGUCUACCGCAGCGACUUUCCAAUUCGGUAUUGUUGCGUCGACGCCGAGAAUUUCUAUUCUUCACAGUGAGAGCCUGUCUGUGAAGAAUGUGGUGGGUUUUUUGAUGGGUGUGGGUAGAUCGCAGUUUUGGCAGUUGGGUUUGUACGAAUUGAUGGUGGGUGAUCGGAAUUGGGUAGAAGAGUGAGGUGGGGGAAGGGAGAAAGAGAGAGCGAGCGAGCGAGGGAGGGAGGAAUCGAGAGGUUUUUGUGCUGGAGACUUUUGGGUGGUAGUUUUGCUGCCUGAAUUGACCCAGUUCGGUUUUAGGGUAUUCACGUGAUUGUGAACGUCGUGGUGGGUGCAUUUGUAGUGUGGGUUCAGAGGUGUUGUUUGUAGAUUCUGGGUUUGGGUUUGAGAUCGGCAGAUUGUGGAGUUUCUCUCCCACGCGGCACGUCUGUAGUGCAGAAUUUGAGGCGCCUGAACGGGAACUGCAGUCCAUGGAGGCGCUUGGAUUGUCUUCAUCGGCCAAGGUAUGGAGCGCCGGCGCCCUCGGGACGAGAUGUGAGCUUCUAAGUAAUCAGAGGUUGGAGAAUCACAUGGUUUGUGUUGGUAAGCACACAGCCCUGCCGCAAAGAAAUUCUGUGGCGUCCAAAUGCGGGGUUUAUGAGCUACUGAAGGCCGUGGAGAAGAAGGAUCGGUGGGGGAGGAAAGCAUUCCUCAAGGCUGGAGUCGCAAGAGCUCAUGUGGCUGAGAAAGCUGCCAGUGUAGAGGAGAUCACUCUGCAGCCUAUUAAAACGAUCAGUGGGAAAAUUAAGCUUCCAGGAUCCAAGUCACUCUCUAACCGCACCCUUCUCCUGGCAGCUCUCUCAGAGGGAGAGACUGUGGUUGAAAACCUGCUAGACAGCGAGGAUGUCCGCUACAUGAUUGGGGCGCUCAAGACGUUGGGCUACGACAUCCAUGAGGAUCGUGCAGAGAAUCGGUGUGUAAUUAAAGGGAGCGGAGGUGUAUUUCCUGUAGCUCGUGACGCAGAAGAGCGUGGCCAAGUGGUGAAGUUAUUUUUGGGGAAUGCUGGAACUGCGAUGCGUCCCUUGACAGCAGCUGUGACAGCAGCGGGUGGCAACGCCAGUUAUGAGCUGGAUGGAGUGCCUCGCAUGAGAGAAAGACCCAUCGUUGAUUUGGUGAUGGGCCUUCAGCAGCUUGGAGCCGAUGUUACUUGCACAGAAGAUUACCCUAAUUGUCCUCCUGUUUUGAUCAACGCUAAGGGCGGUCUUCCCGGAGGAACGGUACGUCUUUCUGGCAAAGUGAGCAGCCAGUAUUUGUCUGCGCUUUUAAUGGCAGCGCCACUCGCUCUGGGAGACGUUGAAAUUAUCAUGGUUGACAAGCUGGUCUCUGUGCCUUACGUCGACAUGACCUUACGGCUGAUGGAAAGGUUUGGAGUGAAGGUCGACAGGCACGACGGCUGGGAACGUUUUUCAAUCAAGGGAGGUCAAACCUACAAGUCACCAGGAAGCGCGUACGUUGAGGGAGAUGCAUCGAGUGCUAGUUAUUUCUUAGCUGGUGCUGCUGUCACGGGAGGCACUAUUACUGUUGAGGGCUGUGGAACCACCAGUCUUCAGGGAGACGUCAAAUUUGCCGAAGUAUUGGAAAAGAUGGGGGCCACAGUCCAAUGGGGUGAUCAUACAGUCACAGUUACGGGGGCACCUGCAGAUUUCACAACAGGGAAAAGAUUGAAAGCCAUCGACGUAGAUAUGAAUGCUAUGCCUGACGUGGCGAUGACACUUGCUGUGUUGGGUCUUUUCGCCGAUGGCCCCGUGGCAAUUCGGGACGUUGAGAAUUGGAGAGUCAAGGAGACAGAGCGCAUGCGCGCCAUUGUUGAUGAGCUGACCAAGCUGGGAGCUGAGGUAGAGGAGGGCCAAGACUAUUGCAUAGUAACUCCCCCGAAGAGGAUCACUCCAGCAAAGGUAGACACGUAUGAUGAUCAUCGUAUGGCCAUGGCCUUCUCGCUUGCUGCAUGUGGAGAUACCGCCAUUACAAUCAGGGAUCCAGGUUGUACUCGAAAGACAUUCCCCACUUAUUUCACGGAGUUGGAGAAGCUAUGCCAGCAUUAAUAUAUUAUCAGGAAAAAAACAUUCUUCCUCUCCUUUCGCUUUUACUCUCUUUUACAAGGUAUAAUCAAUCGUUUCUGGAGCUACUUGGGUGCUUUGAAUAAACAACUCAGCGUUUUUAGUGUGGGCUUUUCAGUAAAGAGGAUUAUUAACGUAGGAACUAGUCUCAGGUGUUGGCCUUUUAGUUAGAACCCCAACCCACGCGGUAACCGCAUGAUCCAUCCGGAAGUUAGAUUUCUAAAACUAGAGGCAGCUUAUUUUAUGUAAUUUAUUCAAUUCGAUAUUGAUGGCCUGAUUGCAUUCUCUGGCCUUGCGGUUCGGUACGAUUUUUUUAUUUUUUUAUUUUUUCUGUAUUACGAACCAAAUUAUUAUACUUGUUUUUUUCAGUGAA